GUCAAAUAUAUUUCUUCUCAUUCAUAUUUAAGAUGUCAUUCAUGAAGACUGCUUCAGGGAUGAGACUCCUGUGUGUGUUACUGCUGAUCACUGGCAGUGUGUUUGCUGCUGAGGAAGAGGAGACGAUUGAAAGCAUGGGCACGGUCGUGGGGAUUGAUCUGGGGACAACAUACUCUUGUGUUGGUGUCUAUAAGAACCGGCGUGUUGAAAUCAUCGCUAACGACCAGGGUAACCGCAUCACCCCAUCCUAUGUGGCCUUUACUGCAAAGGGUGAGCGUCUCAUCGGUGCUGGUGCCAAGAACCAACUGACCUCCAACCCUGAGAACACAAUAUUUGACGCCAAGAGAUUAAUUGGUCGCGCUUGGUCUGAUGCUUCCGUGCAGCAGGACAUCAAGUACCUUCCUUUUAAGGUAAUUGAGAAGAAGAGCAAGCCCCAUAUCCAGGUUGAAAUUGGUGGUCAGAUGAAGACCUUUACUCCAGAAGAGAUCUCAGCCAUGGUGCUGUCUAAGAUGAAGGAAACUGCAGAGGCCUACCUGGGAAAGAAGGUUACCCAUGCUGUGAUCACUGUUCCUGCUUACUUCAAUGAUGCCCAGCGCCAGGCCACUAAGGAUGCAGGUGUCAUUGCUGGACUCAAAGUGCUGAGGAUCAUCAAUGAACCAACUGCUGCUGCUAUUGCCUAUGGAUUUGGCAAGAAGGAAGAUGAGAAGAACAUCCUGGUGUUUGACCUAGGUGGUGGCACCUUUGAUGUGUCUCUCCUCACCAUUGACAAUGGUGUGUUUGAGGUGGUGGCCACCAAUGGGGACACCCAUCUGGGGGGUGAGGACUUUGACCAGCGUGUCAUGGAGCACUUCGUCAAGCUGUACAAGAAGAAAACAGGCAAAGAUGUGCGCAGGGACAACCGUGCCGUGCAGAAGCUGCGGCGUGAGGUGGAGAAAGCCAAACGUACGCUGUCCGCCCAGCACCAGGCCCGCAUUGAGAUCGAGUCUUUCUUCGAGGGAAAUGAUUUCUCAGAGACUCUCACCCGUGCCAAGUUUGAGGACCUCAACAUAGACCUGUUCCGCUCCACUCUGAAACCUGUGCAAAAGGUCUUGGAAGAUGCUAACUUGAAGAAGUCAGAAAUUGAUGAGAUAGUGCUGGUGGGCGGUUCCACCCGUAUCCCCAAGAUCCAACAGCUGGUGAAGGAGUUUUUCAAUGGCAAGGAGCCCUCUAGGGGCAUCAACCCAGAUGAAGCUGUGGCCUACGGAGCAGCUGUGCAUGCUGGUGUUCUCUCUGGACAGGAAGAUAUAGAAGGGAUCGUUCUUCUGGAUGUGUGUCCCCUGACCCUUGGCAUUGAGACUGUCGGGGGUGUGAUGACUAAACUGAUCCCAAGGAACAGUGGGGUGCCCACCAAGAAGUCCCAGGUCUUCUCUACCGCCUCUGACAAGCAACCUACUGUUACCAUCAAGGUUUAUGAAGGUGAGCGGCCAUUGACCAAAGACAACCACUUGCUGGGCACUUUUGACCUCUCUGGAAUCCCUCAGGCACCUCGAGGUGUCCCACAGAUUGAAGUAACCUUUGAAAUCGAUACUAGUGGCAUCCUUCAAGUAACAGCAGAGGACAAACGCACUGGCAACAAGAACAAGGUUACCAUCACGAAUGACCAGAACCGCCUGACUCCUGAGGACAUCGAGCGCAUGGUGAAUGAUGCGGAGCACUUCGCUGAUGAAGACAGGAAGCUGAAGGAGCGCAUUGAUGCCUGGAAUGAGCUGGAGAGCUACACCUACUCUAUGAAAAACCAGAUUGGUGAUACGGAGAAGCUGAGGGGCAAGCUGUCCUGGGAAGACAAGGAAACCAUUGAGAAGGCUGUGGAGGAGAAGAUUGAAUGGAUGGAGUCACACCAGGAUGCACUUGUUCAGGACUUCAAGGCAAAAAAGAAAGAGCUGGAGGAGGUGGUCCAGCCAAUCAUCAGCAAGCUCUAUGGUAGUGUAGGUGGACCACCACCAGCUGGGGGAGAAGACAAACUAAACACAAAGGAUGAGUUGUAGGAUCUUCACAACUCCUUCACAAUUUUUCUUGAUACCUCCCAUAGCCAUUGAUGGUAUUACUGAGAGGAGACUAAGUGGUGGAGUGAUUGUUACAACCUUCAUUGUAAUAGUAAAAAUAUAGUUUCUCUUUGCUGCAAAGUGGAGGUUCAAAUCAGCCUGGAAUAAGGCUCUCCUGCUAUUCUGACUGUGAAAUAUUUUUUGUGGGCAUGCAGAGUGGUUAUAGUAGCUAACAAAAAGCUAUAUUUUAUCUGCAUCUUAUUUUGCAGCAAAGAAUGUUUGUUUUGUUCUGAGUUGAGGCAUUUAUACUUUGUCUAAACCCUGAUGUGUUCCUCGUACUGUCCCACAGCUAAUUUAUAAAACUUGUUCUCCUACUGCUGUUGCACAACUGUAGACAUUAAUUAUAACUAAAGGUUUCUAAGUCAAAAAAUUCUUAAUGACAUCUUACCAUUC
This is a messenger RNA of Scleropages formosus (Asian bonytongue), 2474 nucleotides long. Its product is annotated as endoplasmic reticulum chaperone BiP-like. Gene Ontology annotation, molecular function: ATP binding; ATP-dependent protein folding chaperone. The transcript is spliced from 9 exons. The coding region runs from base 33 to 2024 and encodes 663 amino acids. Lineage: Eukaryota; Metazoa; Chordata; Actinopteri; Osteoglossiformes; Osteoglossidae. The record is from RefSeq and is a predicted model, not a curated record.